AUGGUUUUAAGCAAAAAGAUUGAGAAUGUCAUCGAUAAGGAAUAUCAAUUGAUUAUUAAUGAUAUUCCACUAGCUGAUUAUUUAUACGAUCUACGAAGUAUAGGAUUGAUAUCUGACGAUGAAGUUAUCAAACUUAGAGAUGAUUGCAAGAAUAAUAAAGAGCGAGUAUUUGAAUUUUUAAAAAUAUUGAAGUCAAGAAGUGAUGAAAACUUCUUUCAAUUCUGCUGUAUACUCAAGGAAAGUCAAGUCAGACAUAUUCAAGAUAUUGGUAAAGCUUUAGAAAUUGAAGCUAAUAUCCCUAAUAAACAUAGUAAGUCCAAUUAUAUUCCACAUAUACUAAGUGUCCAGCAUGUUUUCAUUUCCACUAUUUGCUCAUCAGAGACUUUCCCGCUCGCAAGUUCUUCGCAAAGUGUAUCCGAAUAUUCUUCAUCAGAGAAUUCUCCAUCAAAAAAUCCCUCAUCAGAAAAUUUUCCAUUAGUGAAUCCCCCAUUAGAAAAUCUGUUAUUGGAAACUUCUUCAUCAGAAAUUCCUGUAUUGGAAUUUUCUACAUCCGAUUUGUCUCUAGCAAAAAGCUCUUCUUCUCAAAUUUCUAUACUCGAUUUUGAUGUGCCUGAAAACUUACUUCGAAAUCUUCCUCCAACUCCAAGUAAUCACUAUGUUAUGAGAAAGGACGCCGUAAACACGAUUUGUGAUCAAUUAAAGAUCAUAAAUGAUCUAUCUGGUCAUCUCUUAAUCCAUGGUAUGGCUGGUAGCGGUAAAACAGUUACUGUUUGUCAGUCUGUAAGGCAAGCUGCUAAAAGAGGCUAUUUUAAAUCAAAUGGUUGUUACUGGAUGAAAAUUGUCAAUAGCCGAAUAUCCGAUACAUUGUUUAUUUUCGAUGAUAUCUGGAUAAAGGAUCAUUAUAACUACUUAUCCUUUGCCAAAAAGUCUAUCGCUACUUCACGAUUUUUGUAUUAUGAAAAUGAGCUUACUCACUACUGCAUUCGGCUGCCGGAGCAGUUAGCUUUCGACGAAGCAAUAGAAUUGCUUUCAUUACAUCGCCACGAUCGCGAUACUCAAGUUUUGCGUGAUAAUCCAAUUAUCAAGAAUGUCAUCGAUAGUUGUGCGGGCCUACCGUUAGCCAUCAAUUUAAUUGGUGGUUUGCAUCUAGACACUAACGAAGAUUGGAAUAAAGCUAAAGCAAUCAUUUCAAAUAAGUCCAAGAAAGUUAGAUUAGCUAACUAUAACUUUAAUCUGCAUGGAACAUUGCAGUUAAGUGUGGAAUCUAUAGAAGAAAAUGAUAGACGACUGUUUGAGUCGCUAGUUGUAUUUAAACGCGUAAAUAUUCCCAUCGAAUCAAUUGCCUCAUUAUGGAACUGUGAUGAGCAAGACACGGACGAUCUCUUAGUAGAAAUGAAUAAUAAAUCAUUGCUAAGAUAUGUUAGAGGAAACAAGUAA
Trichoplax adhaerens is the source of this 1437-nucleotide messenger RNA. RefSeq lists its product as uncharacterized. Gene Ontology annotation, molecular function: ADP binding. NCBI's taxonomy places the organism in Eukaryota, Metazoa, Placozoa, Uniplacotomia, Trichoplacea, Trichoplacidae. The transcript is spliced from 4 exons. Bases 1 to 1437 code for a protein of 478 amino acids. The record is from RefSeq and is a predicted model, not a curated record.